Eimeria mitis is the source of this 1179-nucleotide messenger RNA. RefSeq lists its product as uncharacterized. NCBI's taxonomy places the organism in Eukaryota, Apicomplexa, Conoidasida, Eucoccidiorida, Eimeriidae. The record is from RefSeq and is a predicted model, not a curated record. Bases 1 to 1179 code for a protein of 392 amino acids. The transcript has 5 exons.
AUGGGGAUCCUCAAUGUCUUGACGGCCAUCUCAGCCUACGCCCUCUGUGCCGCCGUAGAUACCGAGGGCAAACUGCCCCUCUCUGGUACCGUUGCCCCAGGAGCAGGCGCUAGCACCAACCACGGCGACGGCGACAGCAGGUCUCACGAAGGAGAUAACGGCAAUCUUAUGCCGGAAACUCAGAGCAACGAGGACAGCACGAGCGCAGAACCGCCUGCUGCUUCUCCCUCUGAUGAAGACAUAGGCCGACCUAAGACGGAAGUUCCUUCCACCGCUCCUGUUGCUGCAGCUCCUCUUGCUGGGGAUGCUGCUACUGCUCCUUCUCCCUCUGGUGCAGAGCUAGAUCCUCCUAAGACAGCGGUUCCUGCUGCUUCUGCUGCAUCUCCUCUUACUGCGGAUGUUGCUACUACAACUGUUACCUCACCGCCGGAUGCAGACUUAAGUAGUAUUGAAGAAGCAGUACCUCCUCCUCCUGCUUCUUCUGCAACAGUGCCUGUUGCUGAGGGUGCUGCCGCUGCUGGAUCCCAUGAGGCAGGGUUCGAAGGAGGCGUCCCCCCUGUUCCUUCAGGCACUGCAACUACGUUGGUGGAAAGAGAAGAGCAGCAUGACGCGUCCGCUGCUCCUAAAGAAGCGGACGAUACCCGGCCAACGGCAGCAGACAAUACACAGCCUACCGCCGAGGCAAACACGGUGAACGUUCCUGCAGCGGGUGGUAUCUCUGCAAUGCCAGCGAGUAUCGCUACACUGAAUGCACGGGAAGCGGGAGACGUUAGAACAGAAUCACCGGAAACUGCAACAACCGAACCAACAACAACUACUUCACCAACAACUACAACUGUGUCAUCUUCAACAGUAACGGAAAAGCCGACCUCGCCCCCAUCCACAGCAGCAGGCUCACCUGAAACUCCAGGAACUCCGGGUAGUGCCACAGACGAUUCAACUGAUGCAGCCACAGUAAGCAGCACGACAGCAGAAGCAGUGGAAAGUAAUCCAUCAACAGUAACGGAGAAGCCAACCUCGCCCCAAUCCACAGCGGCAAGUUCACCUGAAGCUCCAGGAACUCCGGGUAGUGCCACAGACGAUUCAACGGAUGCAGCCACAGUAAGCAGUACGACAGCAGAAGCAGUGGAAAGUAAUCCAUCAAAAGGACAGAAAAUGAGACAAGAAACGGGAAACUAA